Molecule: messenger RNA, 6510 nt
Organism: Clupea harengus (Atlantic herring)
Lineage: Eukaryota; Metazoa; Chordata; Actinopteri; Clupeiformes; Clupeidae
Gene: tulp4b
Product: TUB like protein 4b
Exons: 17
Coding region: 216-5141 (1641 amino acids)
Molecular function (GO): protein binding
Source: RefSeq, a predicted model, not a curated record
UGGCGUCGUUGUAUGUUUAACAUCUGUUUUGGCCGUCACCGCUCCUUUCAUUUACUGGAAUGCGCAAGGAUGGACAUACUACGGGAUAGUGUGAUGGCCUGAUGUUCAUUCAGCUUCCUACUUGUGGUCACAAUUGCAAUUCUGGAAUUUAGCCUCUGUCGCAUUCCAUCUAAAUUACAAAAUGGAGCCCUUCUUCAAAGACGAAAUUCUGUCUAAUGAUGUCCAGGAACUAUGAACCUGGUCACUCAGUAGGGAUGCUGGCCGCGGUGGAGCACGGUCCCACCCUCUGCAGCGACUCAAACAUCCUGUGCCUCUCCUGGAAGGGCCGCGUGCCCAAGAGCGAGAAGGAGAAGCCCGUCUGCAGGAGGCGAUACUAUGAGGAGGGCUGGCUGGCCACGGGGAACGGGAGGGGCGUGGUGGGGGUGACCUUCACCUCCAGCCACUGCCGCCGGGACAGGAGCACCCCACAGAGGAUCAACUUCAACCUGCGUGGGCACAACAGCGAGGUUGUCCUAGUGCGUUGGAAUGAACCAUUUCAGAAGUUGGCAACGUGUGACAUGGAGGGCGGGAUAUUCGUGUGGAUUCAGUACGAGGGCAGAUGGUCUGUGGAGCUGGUCAAUGAUCGUGGUGCCCAAGUGAGUGACUUCACCUGGUCACAUGAUGGCACCCAGGCCCUGAUUGCCUACCGCGAUGGGUUUGUUCUGGUUGGGUCUGUCAGCGGCCAGAGGCACUGGUCAUCUGAAAUUAACCUGGAGAGUCAGAUCACCUGUGGAAUAUGGACCCCUGAUGACCAGCAGGUAUUGUUUGGAACCGCAGACGGUCAGGUUAUUGUGAUGGACUGCCACGGGAGGAUGCUGGCCCACGUGCUCCUGCAUGAGUCGGACGGCAUCAUAGGCAUGUCAUGGAACUGCCCCGACUUCCUGGUGGAGGACAGCACAGAGAGUGAGACAGACGCGGAUGACAAUGCCCCACCUCAAGUGCGCAACCUAAAACCUCUCCUGACAGUAAGCUUCAUAUCUGGAGACAUCAGUUUAAUGAACAACUACGAUGACCUCGCACCUCAUGUCAUCCGCUCAGGACUGAAAGAUGUGGUGGUCCAGUGGUGCUCACAGGGCGACCUGCUGGCUGCAGCGGGGAUGGAGAGACAGAGCCUUCCCUCGGCCUCAGCCUGCGCACCUGUCGCCCGCAACGCCCUGGUGAAGUUCUACAACGUGCAGGGAGAACACAUCUACACCCUGGAGACUCCGGCACAGCGGCCUAUCAGCACCAUCUGCUGGGGCCACCGUGACUCACGCCUUUUCCUGGCCUGUGGGCCGGCGCUGUUGGUGGUGCGCGUGGAGCACCGAGUGGCCAGCCUGCAGCUCCUGUGCCAGCAGGGCAUCGCCAGUGCUCUGCGGGAGGAGAAGGACGUGGGUAAACUGAACAUGCCCUCGCUGCUCAGCUCCUAUGUCACCUCUGCCUUUAUUCCCACCAUCAAGCCACCGAUUCCAGAUCCGAACAACAUCCGCGACUUCGUCAGCUACCCCACAGCCGGGAAUGAGAGGCUUCACUGCACCAUGAAGCGUGCGGAGGACGCGCCCGAAGCAGGGGGGCCCUGCUUCACCCUUUACCUCGAGCACCUGGGGGGACUGGUGCCCAUCCUGAAAGGCCGCCGCAUCAGCAAACUCCGUCCGGAGUUUGUCAUCAUGGACCCCAAAGUGGACAACAAAGCAGAUGAGGUGUGUGUGAAUAGCAUGAUGUCCUCGUACAUGACGGACAGCUGUAACUGCUCUGACUCCAGUGACAUAGAGCUCAGUGAUGAAUGGGGUGGAAGGAAGUCUCCCAAACGGUCCAGAGGAAACAGGUCCCCGAAGCUCCCAAGAAUCAAUAUGGAAUCUAGGAAAUCCCCAAAGCUUGCCCAGGAGAUGUCAAGGUCCCCCAGACUACCAAAGAAACCACCUAUUCGAUCUCCCAGUCUCACACGUAGAGAAUUCACCAUGGACAGCAUCAGUGAGCAUAAUUAUCUGGCUCAAGUCACAUCCAAUAUUUGGGGAACAAAAUUUAAAAUAGUGGGACUUGCAGCGUUUUUGCCAGCCAAUUUGGGUGCCGUUAUCUACAAGACCAGUUUGCUCCACUUACAACCGAGGCAGAUGACCAUCUAUCUCCCGGAGGUGCGUAAAAUCUCCCUGGACUUCAUGAGCCUUCCCGUCUUCAACCCAAAUGUCUUCAGUGAGGAUGAGGAUGAUUUGCCGGUCAUGGGACCCUCUGAGGUGACCGGAGACAACCCUCCCUGCACCGUCAACAUUCCCAUCGCCCCGAUUCACAGCCCCGCCCAAGCCAUGUCUCCAACACAGAGCAUCGGCCUCGUCCAAUCGCUUCUGGCCAAUCAGAACAUUCAGCUGGAUGUUCUGACCAAUCCCACAGCCACAGCCUCAGCUGCUGCGGCGGCGGCGGCAGCUGCCAGUGUUCCAACCCCUGACCCCAAUCAGGAGGCAGCAAUGGCCCAGCACACUCUGCCUGCAAGGUACUCCAACCCUGGCCAGCAGCAGCAUCAACAGUUGCAGCGGCAGCACCAGCAAAUGCAGCAACAGCUGAAACUGCAGAUCACCCUGCCUCCACCACCUUCUGGCUACCCUACCAUCUCCCUCCACCAGCUACAAAUGAUGCCUCCCUUGCCCCAGCUCUCCGACCAGGUACCUGAGAGAGUGGACCAGCCACCAACACUUACCCUGAGGACGAGCUCCUCACGACCGCAGUCAUUCAUCGAAAGUGACGUGUCUCUGGAGAUGCAGAUGAGGAAGGUAAAUCCUCCGCCGCCCUACCCAGGCACUGUGGUGUCAGCAGCCCCACCGCCUCCAUCUACUGCUCCCCCAAGCCUCAUGGCAAGUAGUGAUGGUGCGACUGCAUUGAGUACGGAGCCCUGCCUGAGCAAGGAUGAGUUCUCUCUGCAGCCGGUGGGGCUGCCGUACCCUACUCCUCUCGGCUAUGAGAGGAUCACGACCUUCGACAGCAGUGGGAAUGUGGAGGAGGUUUGUCGGCCCCGCAGGCGACUGAUACGGAACCAGAAUUCCUAUAACAUGUCUGGCAUGGGUUCGGCCACGCUCAGGGUCACGUCGUCCGAAGGGAAGAAGGUCCAGCUGCCCUACAGCUCUGCAACUCUCAGCCGUCUCUCUGUGCCCCGUUAUACUAUACCCAGUGGAGACCCUCCUCCGUACCCUGACCCAGCCAAUCAGAUCAACACCAUACGGAGUCCCACUCAGAGGAUUGACAGUAGCCUCAUUCACGCCACGUUGCGACGUGACCGCAGAGACGUUGCUCUGAAGGUUUCCCAAAUGGUGGAUACAGCUCGAACCCUGCCCACUAAGACCAAGAUGAACAACAACAACAGUCUGACGCUUUCUUAUCAGCCAAGGGCUGCUCCCUCUGCUCUGUACACGUGCACACAAUGCAGCAGCACCAGCCCUACUGCCAGUGUGAGUGUGAGCAGUGGAGGCACAAACAGCAGUGGGAUUGCUGGGGGAACUGUUGUGCGCCAAGACUUUCCCACGGGGAAAGGUGCGGCACACAGCACCAUCAUUGUGCACUCAAAAAGCGCUUCAUCGUUGGGCUCUCAGUCCUCCUACAAUCUUCUAAGCCCCGUUGACAACAGUAGGGACAGGACCGUGUAUGUCAACUCUGCCUUCACCGAAGAUGAGACGUUCAACCAGCAGUGCCAUCUGGAGAAGUCUGUGAGGCAUCUAACACUGGGGGAUGUGAGCCUGACAUUAAAACGGCCUCCACCGUAUCAGUGGGACCCCACCUGCACUGAUCCGAUUUGGUUACCCCAAGAGCAGAGCAUCCUGGCUGGUGCUGCAGGCCCUCAUAAUAAGCCUCCUCUGCUCCUGAGUCCAACACAACAGUUGGAUGUGACCCGCUUGCCUUUUGUGCUGUCCACCAAACUGCCCCCUAACCCUAACCCUAACCCUAACCCUAACACGAUGACUUUCCCUGGCUAUCAGAUCUCUCUUUCCCCCUUCCCCCCUGGUGUGGGGCCCCACGUUGGACCACAGCUUCAGUCUUUACAAAAUCCUCCACCCCCCUGUUCACCCAAUGACAUUGUGACCUCUGUGCAAGAUCCCUCCCUGGUUCUCCCUCCGGGCUACCCACCUAAUCUUGCUAAUCUAGCCUGCUGCCCACUUCCACCUAUGUAUCCAGGUGCUAGCUCUUGCAGCAGCCUGCAGAUGCAUCCAAUGGCCUUGCACCCCUGGAACACCUACAAUCCCUGUCCUCCAAUGCAAGACCCCACUGGUACCUUACCUGGCAAGUCCCAGCAAGUUUUGGAGAAGCCCAUCCUUUCUCCACCUCCAGCUCCUCCUCCACCCCCUCUGCCUCCUCCCCCACCUCUCCCACCUCCUCCUCCUCCUCCACCUGCUGAACUCAACCACCAGAGCACAUCAAAGGCUCUAGCAGAGGCAGGUGACAGCUUUCAGGAGCGGGAGGCUUCCCUUAGCGAGAGCCCUGUUCCCCAGGGCACAGACAGGUUCAAAAAGAACCGUAAGAGGCUAGACAGCCGAGCCGAGGAGGCCAACAUGCCCACGGUAUCAGAGGGCAAGUCCAAAAAAGAAGGCCGUGCACUCUCAGAUUUUAACUCUCUUAUCUCCAGCCCACGUCUUGGAGGGCGGGAGAAGAAGAAGCCUAAAGGUCAGAGAGAGUCGCUGAAUAAGGGCAAGAAACUGAGCAGGACUACCAACGAGUUCCAGGACAGCUCAGAGAGCGAACCUGAGCUCUUCAUCAGCGGAGAUGAGCUCAUGAAUCAGAGCCAGAGCAGCAAAAAGGGCUGGAAGACCAAGCGAAACAUGCGCAUGGCCAGCGAACUGGAGGAGAUCAAGUGCCGCAAGGCAAACGAGAGAGAGGACCGCAGUCUCGGCAGCCAGGGCUUUGUCUAUGUCAUGGCUAACAAGCAGCCAUUGUGGAAUGAGGCCACACAAGUGUACCAGCUGGACUUUGGUGGUCGUGUGACUCAAGAGUCAGCCAAAAACUUUCAGAUAGAACUGGAUGGCAGACAGGUAAUGCAGUUUGGCAGAAUUGAUGGCAACGCCUACAUCUUGGACUUUCAGUAUCCUUUCUCAGCCGUCCAGGCGUUUGCUGUCGCCUUGGCCAACGUCACUCAGAGGCUCAAAUAAGGAGCCUUUCUCAAGGAGAAGGUCUGGCAUCGGAUGUACACAAAGAGAUUUGUUGUUCAUUGUGCAUUAUGGCAGAUAAUGUGUAAUGCCUAUGAAUGCUGCAAGAGCUGCUGUUCAUGUUGUGCAUAAACCUAAAUAAAGAUGGAAAGUCUGGUGAACGCAAACUUAUAGUCUCCUAAAAAAUGAAGCCUAAUAAAAGAAUAACAACGAUGCAUAUAUUCCAUAAAUAUAGAAGUGUCACAUGAACACGCACAGUUAACUAUUAUUUCAUUCAUGCAACAUAAGACAGUAAGAGGAUUCCUCAACACAGCCCAUAGGUGUCAAAAACAAUAUUAUGGCUUUAUCAGGAAGAUAGAUAUUUAAUGUCCAUUAUGUUGAGAUGUUUUGAUUUUUUGAAAGUUUUCUCUGGCUUUGUGCUAACUUGGGUAAAUAUGCGGUAUGUGCAUGUAAUGGCUACAUGUGUUUGAAUGUCCUGUCCUGAUGGCUACAAGCAAAAAAGGAGUCUUCAGGUUAAAAAACAGACUAUGAUUGUGUACAAGUAUUUGCUUUUGGCUCCAUUAGUAAUCCACUCACUCCAUGUAGACCAUGGAAAAUUUGGUUCUGCACUGGAGAAAUUAAAUAUAUAUCAUAUUAAAUAUCACUUCUGUGAAGUGAUCUCACUGGCCCUAUGAUUUGUGUCAUCAAAAAGUCACUCAGAUUUUGGUCAUGUCAUUGUGCCAUUUUUGCCUUUAGAUGGUAUGCACUUGAUCCUAACAUACAUAACUCUAUUUUUUAGGAUAAAAGACAUGUUUACAUUCAGUAACCACGGGAUUGCUGCUUAAAAGUUUGUUUUGAAAACGUUGGAAAACGCAUGAAAAAAACCCCUUAGAUACUGCUGACCAGCCCCUCAUCAUAGUGAUUGUUUUUCUAACCUCUUGACAGCUUACAGCUUUCGUUGCUUAAUGGUGUGUUUUUUGUAAAAUGUUUUGGGAUCACCAUCAGCCAUUUUCUUCACUUCUGAGGUGAGAAAAUAGCUUAAAGUGAACUUCCUAACCGUAUCUCACUCUAACUUAACAUUUGCUUUCUAGUGUGGAACUAUACUGUGGAAGGUCAUGAGGUUGUAUUAUUACAAUAUAUUUUGUGUAAUUUCUGUUAAAAAUAGUACCAUAGUUUGCUAUCUGGUGGUUUGUGAGGCAGAGAUUAAAACAAAUUGAUGGGUCAGGAGGAGGGGCUUAUCUGUGUUAUGUGGCUUGACUAUUGUAAAAUAUUGCAAAAUAUUUGUAGACAGAUCAGACACAUUUAAAUUUAUUUCAGAAGCCUUAGAAUGAUGGUGUGAAUUGUCACCUGUACAUCAAUUACAUAAAUUAAAGGCAUAUUAAUUACAAAUAAA